Molecule: messenger RNA, 729 nt
Organism: Prunus armeniaca (apricot)
Lineage: Eukaryota; Viridiplantae; Streptophyta; Magnoliopsida; Rosales; Rosaceae
Source: the annotation of a GenBank genome assembly
AUGACCUCCCAUCCCAAGCUUUUCAUCUCAUCCAACACUUACUUUUCCACUGAAAAAACUCAUGUAUGCAACAUGGAAUUUGGAUCACAAGAGCCUCUUGGACAGACCUUCUGUAAAAUUUCACACGAGAUACUUUGCAAGUGCUGCGAUGAAGGAAAUCUACACACAAGGACAAUGCUUUUGUUUGAUUUGCUUGGAAAUUAUAAGUGGGGUUCAAAAGUGGCAUUAGUACUUGCAUCUUUCGUAGCAAGUUUUGGCGAAUUUAGGCUCCUAAUGCAGCUGUACUCUAGUAGCCCCUCAAUAUCAGUCGCAAUGCUCAAGCAAUUGCCUGCUGAUUCGAGUCCUUUAAAGCCUCAAUUUAAGGCCUUGAGUUUGUUAGUCAAUGCAAUGGUGGCUGUAACCAAGUGUAUCAUCAAGUUUGAGAAACUGCCGCUUUCACAUGAGGAAGUCAUCUUGAUAUGCUCUUCUCAAAUCACAGAUUCAACAGCCAUGAAAUCUGAGCAGUAUUCAGAUUCAACAAAAAUUGUAUCAUGGGAGCUCUUAAGUUUGGUGUAUCAGCUGCGCAGCAUUUACAGUGACCUCAGACAGCAGGUGGAAGUGUGCCAUCAACAAACAGAGACAAAGCUAUAUCAGAAGCUGUUGGAUAUCUUCAAGGAGACCCAAGUGAACAACCAAGAGGUUAUUCGCUUGUUGUUUGCCUUGAGGGAUGACUUGCCACUCAAGGAUUGA